UAGGGCUCUAUAUAAAGGCGUGUGUGGUAGAGGGAGAUUGCCGUGCAGCAGGGGUCACUCAGACUGAGAGGAAGCAGGACAGGGACAGCCUUCACUGGACACAAACCCGGCCACACGAGAGAGAGAGAGGAAUAUCCAGAACAUAACAGAUCAUCAUGGCAGAAAAAAUUAAGGACGCCAAGAUCAUCUUUGUUGUGGGUGGGCCCGGCUCUGGUAAGGGUACCCAGUGUGAGAAGGUUGUGGCCAAAUAUGGCUACACUCACCUGUCCUCAGGUGACCUGCUCCGUGCUGAGGUGGCCUCUGGCUCCGAGAGGGGGAAGCAGCUCCAGGCUAUCAUGCAGAAGGGCGAGCUGGUGCCUCUGGACACUGUACUGGACAUGAUCAAGGAUGCCAUGAUCGCCAAGGCCGACGUCUCCAAGGGCUUCCUCAUCGACGGCUACCCCCGCGAGGUCAAACAGGGAGAGGAGUUUGAGAAGAAGAUCGGUGCUCCCUGUCUGCUGCUGUACAUCGACGCCAGGCCCGAGACCAUGGUGUCGAGACUGUUGAAGCGCGGAGAGACCAGUGGCCGCUCCGACGACAACGAGGAGACCAUCAAGAAGCGCCUGGACCUUUACUACAAAGCCACAGAGCCCGUCAUCGCAUUCUACGAGGGCCGCGGCAUCGUCAGGAAGAUUAACUCUGAGCUUGCUGUGGAUGACGUAUUCACAGAAGUUUCUAAGGCUAUUGAUGCCCUCAAGUAAAGAGAACAUGACUGGACGAACUUUUGUUUCGGUCUUUAUUUCCAUCUUAAACUCCCAAAAACAGCAAAAUGCCGAACACAACGAAAACAACAACAGAAAAUGUACUGCAGUCGUAAACGUCCUGACGGGGUUGCCUUAAUUUAAUAUUUUACAUGAUUGUCACUGGAAACAGUAUCAUCGUUUUUACGUCUACAACCUUUUUACAUUCAAGGCACUUGGCUGCAGUGUCUACCUCUCAUCAUCUCUUACAUCUUGUGUAGUUUGGUUUUGCCCCAACAGGUUGUUUUGUAUGACCCCACAUCGUUCCACCCUUUCAUUAAAACCUUUUCCCCAAGAGUGAA
Colossoma macropomum (tambaqui) is the source of this 1081-nucleotide messenger RNA. It is a transcript of the gene ak1, whose product is annotated as adenylate kinase 1. NCBI's taxonomy places the organism in Eukaryota, Metazoa, Chordata, Actinopteri, Characiformes, Serrasalmidae. Gene Ontology annotation, cellular component: cytosol; cytoplasm. Gene Ontology annotation, molecular function: AMP kinase activity; ATP binding; nucleoside diphosphate kinase activity. Bases 156 to 740 code for a protein of 194 amino acids. The record is from RefSeq and is a predicted model, not a curated record. The transcript is spliced from 7 exons. Gene Ontology annotation, biological process: ATP metabolic process; nucleoside triphosphate biosynthetic process.